This is a messenger RNA of Chionomys nivalis (European snow vole), 1214 nucleotides long. RefSeq names its product 2'-5'-oligoadenylate synthase 1A-like. The coding region runs from base 18 to 1214 and encodes 398 amino acids. The record is from RefSeq and is a predicted model, not a curated record. Gene Ontology annotation, biological process: regulation of ribonuclease activity; defense response to virus; negative regulation of viral genome replication. The transcript has 7 exons. Lineage: Eukaryota; Metazoa; Chordata; Mammalia; Rodentia; Cricetidae. Gene Ontology annotation, molecular function: 2'-5'-oligoadenylate synthetase activity; double-stranded RNA binding. Gene Ontology annotation, cellular component: nucleoplasm; membrane; cytosol.
ACACAGCUUGCCCGAGGAUGACCCAGAAACUCAGCAACACCCCUGCCAGAGAUCUGGACAAGUUCAUAGAGGACCACCUCCUACCUGACACCAUCUUCCGAACUGAGGUCAGAGCAGCCAUCAACACCAUAUGUGAUUUCCUGAAGGAGAGAUGCUUCCGAGGUACCACCCACCCUGUGAGGGUCUCCAAGGUGGUGAAGGGCGGCUCCUCGGGAAAAGGCACAGCACUCAAGGGCAGGUCAGACGCCGACCUGGUAGUGUUCCUUAGUAAUCUCUCCAGCUUCGAAGAGCAGUUAAACCGACGCGGAGAGUUCAUCUGGGAAAUUCAGAAACAGCUGUAUGCAUUGCAGCGUGAGGGACAUAUUAGAGUGAAGUUUGAGGAUCAGAGUUCAUGUUUGCCCAACCCCCGGGCACUCAGCUUCACACUGAGCUUCCCCCGACUUCAACAGGAGGUGGAGUUUGAUGUGCUGCCAGCCUAUGAUGUCCUGGGUCAUGUCAGCACUGACAGGAAACCUGACCCCCAAAUCUACAGAAGCCUCAUCCAUGAGUGCACCUCCCUGAGGAAGGAAGGCGAGUUCUCCACCUGCUUCACUGAGCUCCAGAGAAACUUCCUGAAGGAUCGUCCACCCAAGCUGAAGAGUCUCAUCCGCCUGGUCAAGCACUGGUACCGACUGUGUAAGGAGAAGCUAAGGAAGCCGCUGCCCCCACAGUAUGCCCUGGAGCUGCUCACAGUCUACGCCUGGGAACGUGGGAGUGGAGACACUGAGUUCAACACAGCCCAGGGCUUCCGGACAGUCUUGGAACUGGUCACCAAGUACAGGCAGCUUCGAAUCUACUGGACAAAGCAUUAUGACUUUCAAGACAAAGAAAUCUCCAAUUACAUGCAUAGACAGCUCAGAGGAACCAGGCCUGUGAUCCUGGACCCGGCUGACCCAACAGGGAACGUGGCUGGUUCCAGCUCAGAGGGCUGGCAGCAGCUGGCAGAAGAGGCUGCAGCCUGGCUGGGAAACGCAUGCUUUAAAAGAGGGGGUGGUUCCCUAGUGGGACCCUGGGAUGUGCCGGUGAACGAGAACAGGGCAUUCAUCUCCUGUGAGCACAGCAGCAUCAGCCCGGAAGGCUCCAGAAUAAGACUCAAGACCUGCCUCAUCUACUCAGAAGCUGUUCUGCAGCUGCAGAUGGCUAUGGGGACAUGGGAGUGUGAGCAGUGCACAUGA